Molecule: messenger RNA, 1074 nt
Organism: Mycena indigotica
Lineage: Eukaryota; Fungi; Basidiomycota; Agaricomycetes; Agaricales; Mycenaceae
Product: Structural origins of high-affinity biotin binding To Streptavidin
Exons: 2
Coding region: 1-1074 (357 amino acids)
Molecular function (GO): biotin binding
Source: RefSeq, a predicted model, not a curated record
AUGCCCACAGCCCUGCGCAACUCUCUCGCUCCGGGCGACAUGGCCUCGCAGCUUAUAAAAGCAACAGGGAGACAAGCGCACUCUACAGCAGCACGCUACAGCACUCUACAACACACUACAAUCUUGACUACAAUGAGCUUCAACGACCUCAACGGCGUCUGGCGCACCACGGACCCCGGCGCGGCGGGCGACUACAACUACGUCCUAGAGCUUUCCGCGGGGACGGACGGCGCGCUGUCGGGGUACAUGCGCGCUCCGCAGGCGCUAUUUUACCUGCGCGGCCGGAUUGAUCCGGAGCCGCGCCCGGCGGCCCGGCCCGACGGCGGCAUCGCGUUCGGGUGGACCGUCUCGCGCCGGGCCGAGCAGGUCGUCGCGGAGUCCACGACGGGGUUCGCCGCGCAGUAUUUCCCUGAGGCAGACCGCAUCGUCGCGCAGUGGAUUAUCGCGGAGAGCACCACGCCCGCGGAGACGUGGAACAGCGCCAACGUCGGCAGCGUCGUGUACACCCGGUCCCGCGGGGGUCAACUCGAGGAGCCGAUUGGCAGUCCGGAGCCGGAGGCACAAGCAGCGGCCGCAUAUGACUACACGCGGCUGACGGGCACAUGGUACAACGAGCUCGGGUCCUGCGUCGAGCUCGCCGCGGACCGCCUGUUCGGCCUCUCGGGCAAAUACAACUCGAGCGUGGGCGAGGCGGCCUCGGAGUACUUCCUCGGCGGGACGUUCGACCGCGCGCUGGCCGCCGGCGCCGACGGGGGCAGCGGCAAGGGCGUGACGCUCGGGUGGAGCGUCGGGUGGAACAACGCGGCGAACGGGGACAGCCACUCCGCGAGCACGUGGGCGGGGCAGGUGUUCUUCGGCGGGGACCCGGCGGGGGACGUCAUCACGACGCAGUGGCUCCUCACCGUGAGCACCGCUUCCACGCGCGUCUGGGCGUCCACCAAUGCGGGCGCGGACGUCUUCCGCCGGACGCAGCCGGAUGCGGCAACCGUGGCCCGGGUCAAGGCGGCCGGCUUCGGCGCGGCGCAUCCGAGCGUCAGCGAGAUCGUCGCGAGAGGCGAGAAGUAUGCCAAGUAG